UCCUACGUGAUCGUUAAGAUGGCUUCAUCAAGGAAAGUGAUGUCAAACAAGGGGAUGCGUGUUUGUAUGGAAGUAAUGGUGGAAUUACUGUCAAAGAAGAACGAAGAAGUAGUAUGGCCAUUCUAUACACGCUUCGACGCAGAAAUUAUGAAUCCAGAAUCCAAGCGGCCCAUGAACUUGAAGACAGUCUGGAGUAAAUUAAACGCCGGGGAAUAUUCGGAGGUAGAUGAAUUCGUGGAGGACAUACGAUUCAUUAUUUCUUCGGCGUUUAAACUCGCUACAAUUACUCCCAAAAAAUCCAUUUGGAGAACAUGGACCAAGGAAUUCCAGCGAUUAUUUGACAGUUUACAUGCCAAGAAGAUCCACGAUGAAGAUUUAUCGGAUCCUGAACAUCCUGAACAUCACAAGAAGAGCAACAAGAUAAAAAGAAAGAGAAUUGUAUUAGUUUAUCAGAAAUUUCUGACUGCCAGUCCUAAGCCUGGAAAAAGUGUGAAGGCCUUCACUGGUCAGGUGUCCAGAGCCCAUAAAGUUAAAGAUCCAAAAGAAAUAAAACCCCUGAAUAUCACCGCAAAAAAUGCUAUAAUUGAAUUUGCUCUUAAAGUAGCUCAAGAUAAGAACUGGAAAAAUAAAAAGGGCGUUGCAACAACUAGAGAAGAAUUGCAACAUGUGAUGACACAACGUCUAGGAGAACUGAAGAGGAGCGCUGAGCUCAAUAAAAAGAAAAAUGACUCAACAGAACCCUCUCUAUGA
Cotesia congregata is the source of this 750-nucleotide messenger RNA. The record is from the annotation of a GenBank genome assembly. NCBI's taxonomy places the organism in Eukaryota, Metazoa, Arthropoda, Insecta, Hymenoptera, Braconidae.